Aspergillus calidoustus is the source of this 1245-nucleotide messenger RNA. NCBI's taxonomy places the organism in Eukaryota, Fungi, Ascomycota, Eurotiomycetes, Eurotiales, Aspergillaceae. The record is from the annotation of a GenBank genome assembly.
AUGGCAAAAUUCAUCUUCACCCCUUGGAAACACCACUCUGACCUCCUUACCGUGCGGAGCCAAUUCUACCCAGACCCGGAAUAUGACGGGCCAGACAUGCGCUCGGCGGCAUGCGCUACAGUUGGGGCAUGGAAACUGCGCGGUACACUUCCACACCCCGUUGAAGCAACGGCCCUUCUAACAGACGCGAUCCUGCACGACGACGCGCGGGAAAACUCUGUGUUUUCCAUCAGGGCGACAUACGCGGCUGCUUUUUGUCGAUUCGUGACCGGCCUCGUCGACUCAAAGCUCUACGCUGGCCAGCGCAAGACGAUGUUCGCGCGUGCGAUGGAACUGGGUCUACCAGCCUCAUUUGUCGAGCUGCGUCAUGAGGCAACGCAUCGCGAAUUGCCUAGUUUGACUGUGCUACGGAACUCAACGCAGAGGUCGUUGGAGUGGCUGUGGGGGUUCUAUUGGGGGAGAGUUGAUGCUGUUUCGGGGCCGAUUUCUGGGGGUCCGGGUUUAUUCGAUUCGAGCCUAAGUGCAGAGGCUAUUUAUGAUGGCGAGGACGCGCUCAGGGGAUCAUUGAAGGGGAUCUUGGAGCAGGCCGCGGCCGUGAUUGAGGUUGAAGCAGAUGGUGACGAGCCGCCGAGGAAGCGGAGGAAGAAGGUGCAGACGAGAUUGGUGGGGACUGCGGAGCAGGUUGUUUCUGUGCUCAAGCGGGUGACGGACGGAUCGAGGAUUCUUGCGGAGGUUUUGCUACAGGAUAGGAUUUUGAUCCCGCGAGGGAGAAGCCUCGACGACUCUCUAACAGAAACAAUCACAAAUUGGGAGCCGCUCUUACUGAUGAUCACAGAAGGACAUCCCUCCUUCCUUACCACAUUUACAGGGACAAUGGCCGACGAACUGGCCUUUACGAGAUCAUCAGAACCCAAGAAAGAUGCUUACUGCGAUGCGACAUUCAAAUGGCUGGACCAUAUCCUUCGCUCGACGCAGUGGGAGUCAGCCAGGCGAACUAUGUCAACUUCAUACAUCGCUACCGUUUGCGACGAGAGCUCGAAUUAUUGGACGGCUUUAUUGAAAAAGAGUAUUGGGACGAAAGACAAUAUUUCACCGAACAUUACUCAGAGCGAGAAUACCUCUACACAUCGAUCAUCUGCAGGUGACUCGAUACCGGAUAUAGAUGAGGAUUUGAAGAUGUUGAGUCAACAUGGCUGGGGAACGGCAGAUACUUGGGAUAGUCGGCAACCUAUAGAGACAGCUUAG